ACCGCUUAUUGUGAGGCUGCCCAAGGUCGCUGAAACGAAACGGCGGGCGACUUUGAAAAGACAUGACUUUUCUACCGUGCCGUUGGGAUAUGUGCUUUUAGUUUCGAUCUUAAGACUGCAGUAAUCCGAGGCUUGUGUUACUUCGGACUAUCGCUUACUGCUUUUGUUGAUAAGUUCAAGUUCAUCGUGUGCACUUGCUGGGGUGUUGACUCACCUUUUCUUCGGUUCUCUUUUCCAGUCCCCUUCACUCACGCUAGUCCCAUUUCUCCCUUAGUAAACAAAAAUAUCUUGUGAUUAAGCACAGGUUGCCACUUCUCUGAUGAGUAUCAAGCCAUCUGUGGGUUGUGAGCGCUGUGUGGAUUCUCUCGUGUCUCUUUGGAGCUUCGUAUGUGGUUCUACUUUGUUUCUGUUCCUUCUUUACAUUGAUGUUUCCUCUUCGAUAGUAAACUGUGUUUUUAAGUCCCUUCUUCUUCAGAGUUGUCUGCUAGUCCCCACAUCGCUAAUCGUUGUAUCUAACGUAAGCAGAUUUGUUAAUGGCGUCCAUCAAUGCCCUAUUUAUGGGAACUUUUGGCGCGCAUACUUUCUAGGCUGUGUUUUCGGUCUUGGAUCAUUCUUUGCCUUUCAAUCUGCCAUGAGGAAAAUUCGAAGUGACUUUUGUACAUUUGGAAUUUAUCUUGACUUCCUUGCAUUUUUCCACUGGUCCGAGUUUUAUUUCACUUCCAUUUACAACCUGAGUAAUUGUUCACUCGACAUAUAUAUGCUCACACAUAGCUCUGAAUAUGUUCUAGCCCUUACCGCGAGUGUACUUGAGUACUGGCUAGAGAAAUACUUCCUAUACGACGUGUUUUCAUCAUACAAAUGGAGUAUUACUGUUAUCAACUGUCUGGGGUCUGGAAUGUGCAUUUUCGGCGAAGUUUUACGUAAACUAGCUCUGCUCACAGCUGGGGGAAAUUUCAAUCAUUAUGUGCAGUUCACAAAAAAUCGCAAACAUCAGUUGGUAACAAGUGGAGUUUACUCGUGGUUUCGCCAUCCGGCUUAUGUUGGGUGGUUCUGUUGGUGCAUUGGUACUCAGAUUUUACUCAUCAAUCCCUUGUGUCUAGUCGCUUAUACUAUAAUGACAUUUGUUUUUUUCAAAGGAAGAAUAUAUGCUGAAGAAAAGGCACUAGUAGAUUUUUUCGGAGAAAGUUAUCGAAAGUAUCAAAAAUUGGUUUCUACUGGAAUACCUUUCAUACAUGGAUAUGUAUCUCACUAACUCAUGUCGGUGAUGAGGAAGUGUCAUUUUAUGUAAAAAUUUUCCAAAAUAAACCUCUCCAACUGUAGACUUCCCUUUUUCUUAAACAUCCUUGUGGAUUAAAUUAGUCCACGGUAUUGGUAAUCUAAAUAUUGGUCAAAGUAUCUAAACCUAAGUAGAACUUUUCACAAUCCCAUUAUAAUAGGAUUAGUAGGAACUGGUGUGGUGAAUCCAAGUUGAACUUACUUUUAACCAUAGAACUCGAAUAAUCUCUAAAAUGUUUGAUCUUCUGAAGGGUUAGUAAACUACCAUUGUCUAAUUCAUUAACGGACCUGUUCCUAGUGUUAAUUCCAUUCAUUACCCCAAACUUAGUAAACAUUUCUCGGUUUUAAGUACUUAUUUUGUAAGACAAUCCAGUGGAUUGUUAAAAUACGUCUAGGUCCACACACAUAUAUAACUCUCAAAUGUUUUUAUAGCAUCCGACCUGAAAAACCAGCACCUAAUGUACGUUAUAAUUAAUUUGUAGUCAUUAGCAUACCUGAUACUUAACAAUGUUUGCAAUCGUUUGUUGUUUCUACUCAUUUUAGGCAGUAACACUCCAUACAGACUUGGGAGAUUUAAAAGUGGAGUUAUUUUGUAUGCAGGCACCCUUAGCUUCAGAGUACAAGUUGGUGAUUAUGCUACUUAAUUCAGCUGUCUACAGAAGUUUAGCUAGGAGAAGUAUCCUACUGACCUGUUCACCAGCGAGCGUACCCUAUAUAAUUGAUACGUUUCUGAAGAUAGGAGGGUCAGUAAACCGUGCUGUUUACUGGCCAUUGAGAAAUGAAAUUCAACCAGUUGGCACUUUGUUGAUUCAAAGUUCGUCUCCCGAAACUCUACGCUAUACUUUGCACAAAAUUUCAUCAUUUCGCUGUGUACAUUGUGCUAUAAAUUCGGAGAGCAAAAAGAGUAUGUUCAGGCUCCCAAUGUUUCGCAUCAACUCCGAUCCAUCGAUUUGGCCAGUUGAGAAUGUCGCAAAAUAUUCUUCUUAUCAGUAUCCUGGGAAAUUAUGUGUAAAAGCAAAUCUUUCUAUCCGUCCAUCUGUCCCGUCUUCGAAAGAAAUGACCAGUAUACUUAUGUCUUGUCAAUCAUUUGAUGAUCAAGUUUCCACUUUUUAUCACCUCACACGUUUAACUGAACUGGAUAUUUUGGCUAGAUUUGUUCUAAGUGAUAGUAUUGAAGAAAUCCUGGGUUUCAUAUUUCGUGGGACAAAAGUUUCAAUAUUUGGCUCUGUGUUAAAUGGUUUAGGAUCAGUUAGUUCAGAUGUAGACCUUGUUGUUAAACUACCAUUGAAUUAUGACAAUUUACAGUAUCUUCGUGAUACCAAACCAAACUAUUUGACGUCGGAUUUAUAUCGAACGAAAAUAAUAUCUUUAGAUCCAGAUUGUUUAAAGAACAGAUUCUUAUCUUUUCUACAGAUGAUGUUAAAGAAAUUGGAUCCAUUAGGAUUUAAAUACUCAAGAAUAUACACUGGUCGAGUUCCUAUUAUUCAUUUGGAUCAAAUUCGUGUUCUUGAAGUUGGAUUGGAUAUUUCAUCGCUUACCAAAUCUCCUUUGAUGAAUAAUGGGGAAUCAAAACAUUGUGGGACUAAAAUGGCUGAAAUUCUUCAUUUCCUAACAUUAUGUAUCCCUGAAAUUCCAAAGUCUGUAGCUCUCAUAAAAUAUCUUGCUCGUGAAUUGCGUGUAACUCGUAAUGGUCCAAGUCCUGGAUUUACUAAUUUCAAAUUAAUUUCACUCUUUAUUAACUUUUUACAAGUUUCAAAUUAUGCACCUUCGUUUAUUCGUCUACAAUCUCUCAUUAAAAAUUCCAUCACACUGGAUAGUACAAGUGCUUUUUCUGCUCACACUCAUUUCCCCGAUCUCAACCCAUUUCCAUCGAUAGAAGACUUACUGAGUAACUUUUUGGUUUAUGUAUGCAGCAUAAAACCAUGUGACAUAAUCAUUGACCUUCGUAAUGGCUGUUUAACACCACGACUGGAAUCUACUGGUACUGAGUAUACAGACCAUGUGAUACCUCAUAGAAAACAUUAUGUACUCUGUCCAGACCCUACAUAUCCACAAUGUAAUAUCUGGUCUGGUAUCAAUGAGGAUCAUUGGUCAAGUUUUGUGCAGAUAUGUCGUGCACUACAGGAUACUUUAAAAAUGCAGUGUAAUAAAAAUGAAAAUUCUAAAUGGGGUCUUCUUGCUUUGACUGAUUUUGAUGAUUGUACCAAAUUAAAAUUUGUAAAUGUUCCUGACUACUACCAUCUGAAUUUUUUAGCAUUGUGUGCUUCAGAUUAUUAUAAAGGCUGCAUAUUUCAUCGUAAUAUCAAAGGGUUUAUAGUGCAGACUGGGGAUCCUACUGGAACUGGCAAAAACGGACAGAGUAUUUGGAAAAAGCGAUUCAAAGAUGAAUUUCAUGACUCAUUAAGGCAUAAUGCUCGAGGAAUCAUGUCAAUGGCUAAUAAUGGUCCCGAUUCUAAUGGUUCCCAGUUUUUCAUCACCUACAGUAAACAAACCAUGUUAGAUAUGAAAUAUUCGAUUUUCGGAAAAUCCUAUCAUACUUCUAGUGAUCAAACUCAAAUCAGUGUUGAUUAUGUGAUGAUGUCUGUUGACUCUAAACCGUACCCAUUCCCCAAUGGUCUACAUUUAUUUGGACAAUUGGUGAUCGGACCUCCUGGUAGUGGGAAAACCACAUACUGUGCUGCAAUGCAUGAUUUUCUUGUAAAAUUAGGUCGAAAAGUUGCUGUCAUCAAUUUGGAUCCAGCCAACGAUAGCUUACCUUAUCCAUGUGCCAUUAAUAUGGCUGAUUUAAUUUGUCUCGAUGAGGUUAUGGAUUAUCUUGGCUUAGGUCCAAAUGGUGGACUAAUCUAUUGUAUGGAAUAUUUAUACACAAAUCGAUCGUGGCUAGCGAAUCAAUUAGCUUUAUUAAAACAGAAAGAUCCGAAAAUUUAUUUAAUAUUUGAUUUGCCGGGUCAGGUGGAAUUAUACACACAUCAUCCUUGUAUGCGUCAACUUGUCUGUUAUCUUACAAAUAAACCAACCAAUUUGAAAAUAAACACUAAAAACCAAUUACCAUCACUCUCAUCAAUACAGUCUUCAUCAUCCUUACCAUUAUCUAAAGAUGAAGUACCUAAUUCUCUUGAUUUACAUUUAACAUCAGUACAUUUAAUUGAUUCACAUUAUUGUUCAGAUGCUGGAAAAUUUAUCGCAUGUGUAUUAACUUCUUUAUCAGCUAUGCUUCAAUUGUCUAUACCACAUGUAAAUAUAUUAAGUAAAGCGGAUUUAAUUGAACAAUACGGUGAAUUAGAUUUUAAUUUGGAUUUUUUCACAGAAGUAUUAGAUUUACAAUAUUUAAUUGAUUGUUUACAUAAAACUACAAAUAAUAAUGAUCAGUCAUUAUUCAAUAGUAAAUAUACACGUUUAAAUCAAGCUAUCAUUGAUUUAAUACAAGAUCGUUCAAUUGUUCAAUUCGUGUUAUUGGAUAUACAAGAUCUAUCACAUAUAGAACGUGUUAUGCGUUAUGUGGAUCGUGCUAAUGGUUAUGUGUUUGGAACAAAUGAACAACACAAUCUUCAAAGUUUAUUACAUUCAGCUUCUGGUGUUGAACUGGCACCUGAUUGGAUAGGUAUGAUUCAAGAGAAAUAUAUGUUUAAAAAGAAUUAUGAUGAUGAUGAUAAUCAUAAUACUGACAGUAAUGUACAGAAUGACGAUGAGCCUCAUAUUGAUUUAUUCGCUUAA
Molecule: messenger RNA, 4989 nt
Organism: Schistosoma haematobium
Lineage: Eukaryota; Metazoa; Platyhelminthes; Trematoda; Strigeidida; Schistosomatidae
Gene: GPN2
Product: GPN-loop GTPase 2, variant 2
Exons: 8
Coding region: 320-1252 (310 amino acids)
Biological process (GO): C-terminal protein methylation; protein peptidyl-prolyl isomerization; protein folding
Cellular component (GO): catalytic step 2 spliceosome; membrane; cytoplasm
Molecular function (GO): peptidyl-prolyl cis-trans isomerase activity; poly(A) RNA polymerase activity; GTPase activity
Source: RefSeq, a predicted model, not a curated record